CAAAAGGCACGGUUAUGGGUGGAUUGCUUAAGCUCCCAAAUCAGUUUUUGCAAGGCAUUUAAAUUACAGGCAGCAUUGGAAAAGUCACAACCACAGCUCGGGAUCUUCCAGAAACUUUGCCUUGAAACUGCGUGACUGUAAACUGAUCUGAGAGAUGAACGUCGAUGCCAGCGCUCUCGCCUGUUUGGCAGAAAUUCGCCGCCAACCGCUUCACAUCAAAAAUACCAUGAAAAGUAUCUUUGUCACUCAACUGGGGGACCGAAGAGAUGAAGAUGAAAAUAUUAAUUAUAUUCCAAUAAUCAAAGAGCCUGCUGCAGAGAUCCUUGCAAAUGGUCGUAAAACACAUCAGAGCACUUUAGUGCUGAAGAAAGAGGUGGAAGUUGACCAAAUUAAUGAUGAACUUGCAGCUAAAAGGGAAGAGUUCCUCCAACGCAUGGAAGCCAUUAGCCAGCGGAGGGCAGAAUUUGAAAGAAAAGAGCAGGCGAAUAAGGAAAGGGCGCUGAAGUUUGAUAAGUUUAUCAAGGAUAAUGAGAUAAAGAGAUGUCGCGCCAUUAAAAAACACCAGUUAGAAGUGAAAGAAAAUGAGGUAAAACAGAGGGAGCUACAAGACCUGCUGCAGCAAAUUGAAGAGAUCAAAGCCAGGCAACAGAAGCUGCAGAAAAGGGUGUCAAACUAUAAGGUGUAUGAAGAUUACCUCCUGAAGGUUAUUGACAAUUUGCCUGAAAAUUACUUGGAGUAUGGUGUAGAAUCUCUGGUGAUGUGUAUAAUUCGAAAAUAUGAAACGCUCCGAUCCACCAAUGAGACGUUGAUAAAUAACCUGAGCAGGUUGUCGGAUGAGCUGGAACAGCAACAGCACAACUUGGAAGCUCUGCACCAAGAAUACGAUACCUCAAAACUUAUGAUGAAUAGCCAGCUCUCACAACUCCGAACAGAAUGUGAUGAAAUAAAGGAGAAGAAUAAACGGAUGGAACAGAAGUUAAAUCUGCACAAAGGCAACUUUAUUCACAAGAGUGAAGAGUUUGGUGCCCUCCUGUUGGCUAUUAAUAACCUAGCAGAUCAGUGCUAUGUCAAGCAUUAUGGGAUCCUGGAGGAAAUGAUUAUUUUGACAAAACUCGAUAUGGUAAAGGAAUUCAUCAUGGAAAAGAAAAUGAUUACCCAAAUGGCAGCACACUGGGAUUCGACAACAUCCACUGGCACCUCAGACCAAAUUCCGAAUAAACCAGGAAUAACUAACAAAACAAAACAACAGACCAAUACAUCACUUGUAACUUCCAAUAAAAUGGUAGCCCACCAAAAGAAUAAAAAAAGGCCAAUGAAUUCCAAUGCUUGAUGAGCAGUCUAAACAUCCUUGUUUCAAAAGAGAAUCUGAUAUUUACCAUUGAUCUCCAGAGACUAUUGAUAUGCCUGUUAAUGAUAAGGGAGAAGUGAUUGACAAUGGGAAGAGAUGCAGUGUAGGUACUUUAUGUGACAGCAUUCAAGAAUGAAGUAAUGCUGACUGGUACAAUAAAAACUUUCUUGCUCACAAAAGGCAUCUCAAAAAUUUGCACCAGAGUUCCAGCAACAAGUUUUCAAUAAUAGCUCUUUGAAUACCACAUAGUUGAUAGUUGACAUGUUUAUGAGUGGAACAUAAUGGACAAUAACAUCUAAUUUUGUGUAUGUGUUAGCUUAUUUGUAUCACAGUUGCAUAUAUUUGAAAAAAAACAAUUGAAUGGCAAAGAUAUGUUAACUAGUGUAAUGAGACAUGCAAUACCACUUUUUUCUCUUUCUCUACCUUGCUGAAAUGUGAAUAAUAAAACUUCACUGUAAAAUCAAUGUAGAAAGUGCAGUCAGUUGCAGGUUGAACUACUGGCUCUAUGCCUUCAUUACGCAUCUCUUUAGAAGGUACAAAGCCAUGUUACUUUCUAACUAUAAUGUUAAGUAACUGCUAAUUGAAGUCUUUGUUUUUUUAGUAAUAACAUUUCUUCCUAAUAUACAGUAAACAAUUAGAAGGAAUUAGCUUUUGUUUAGAUGAAGACGAAGGGGGUCCCAGGUAAAGACAAAGUCAAGAAGUCAAAGUCAGAGUUGAGUUUAUUGUCAUAUGCACAACAUUAGUAAGGAACAGGCUUUUGUUUACUCAUUCUCCUAGAAGCAUUUGCAAGCAAUGUCUGAAAAUAUAACUUCUGAGGAGAAGAAAGAAAUGAGUAACAUAAUUGUAAGACAAAGGAAGCAAACAUAAUGAAAGAUUGUCUUAAACUGUCAGAAGUUUAUAUCUGUUACUCAGGCCUUUAAUUUUCAGUGCUGAGAAGAAGAUGCAACCGAAUUGUAAGAUACUUUUCACUUUUGCGGCUCUGGCUUUGGAUCCCACUACUGCAAAACCUGGGGAGGGUCCCCACAUGGAUUGAUACAAAACAUGAGGUAACACAAUCACAAGAAUGACCACAUUUUACCAUGGUCACUUUCUGUUAUGUGGAGGUUGCCUGCUGUUCCUGGUGAGAAAGCAUUAAUGGUGUUUCAGCAGGGUCAAAAAAAGAAAACAUAUCUAGACAAUCCCAUAUUAACAAGGAAACCAUCUAGGAGAGCUCAGUGGGGUAGCUUAUUUGGUGGGUUGAAUUAAAGUUAGCAAUUAUUUUCUUUUCAUAACACCCACCAUUACAAAAUGGAAGCAGUUUUGCGGAGGACUUGAUUCAGGCUUAAUUCAUUUCUUCAUCCUAUUUAAUGUGAUAAAAUUGGCUUUAUUACUCAAAAAUAUUCCAUUUUUUGACAAUCACACAUACUACUUUCAUUGACAUUUGAUGUGGCACAUUUUGCAAUUAUAGUUGCCCUACUGCAAGCUUAUAGUUGUAGUUAGGAGUCCAAGGACAUUUACCUGAGCCCAUACUUAUGAUCCAUUUUGAAUGUCCUUGGAUAUGAUCUAGAGAAUGGUGUGUUGAGGAGGUGGUAAGCAGGUCUGAUGCACAGGAUCAAACAUGAUUAUAUUGAAUGGCAGAGUAGCUUGAAGAGCCAACCCCUGCUUCUGCUUAUGCACCUUUUAUCUUGACAGCCAGGUUUAGUAUAUGUGGAAGUAUUUCCUUCCUUUUGCUGCUUACAUCCAAGCUACAAACUUCUAGGUAAUUUGUUUGAUUGGAAGCACUCCAAGAAGGACGACUUAUCUUCAUCUGACCUUCUGCAGCAGAACCUCAAAAAAGUGAUUACCAAUAAGAGCUUUGAACCCUUGCUCUGGACAUUUUGACACCUUUUAAAUUCAGGACAUGUCUAAGGCUGAUUAACAGUGAAUUUAGCAUUGCUAGUAAUGGGUAACUUGCCACUUGCCCUGAUGUUAAUAUUGAUAAAUAGAAAGGUGUCACAUUAUAAUUGGAGUUCAGGUCGUUUCAUAGUAUAUGUGAGUAACAGUCAAAAGCAAUCAGUUUCAUGAGUUUUUUUUUCAUGUAAAAAUUAUAAACCCAUAUAUAGAAUCAUGUACAAAACACAAACUAGUAAGCCAAAAUGAACACUCAUAUUACAACCUUAAUCUUUAUACGUGUAGAGGCUUUGUUCUUGGAUUCAGUAGCCCCAAGAUAUAAAAUGUACUUGACAUUGCUAAGAAAGAUUAAGGAAAGAAAAUAUGAGUGCAGUUGAGUUAAAAUAAUAGAUGAAAUGUACCCUGGUCUUGUUAAGGUGUGUUGAAUGACGUUAAUAUAAAUAUGGCUUUCAUCCUUACUUGAAAAGCCUAUAUCAGAUAAUCAAUUAAUCUUCAGAAUCCAUUUCCUUCCUUUUCAAUAAGGUAAUGCACAAUCGCAUUACCUUGCCUCAUUGUCAUAUUAACCCAUGUGUCAUAUCAAAGAAUUUCAAAGAUUCUCUGAGUCAUUUGGCAAAUGAAAAGAUUGUUGGAAGCUUCUUCUUCCUUUCUUAAGAUCUUAGUAAUGUUCAAACUAAUAAAUAAAACUUUUACCAUUGAAAAAAUGGAUUGUCAUGAAGUAAAGUGGCUGCUGGUGAGUGAAGGACUUUCAGUGCAUUACCUGUGGAAUAUAGCAUGGUAUCUCUGGAAUUGUAGUUAUGAUAUGUGUUGUGACUGAAGCUGUA
Molecule: messenger RNA, 4038 nt
Organism: Pristis pectinata (smalltooth sawfish)
Lineage: Eukaryota; Metazoa; Chordata; Chondrichthyes; Rhinopristiformes; Pristidae
Gene: ccdc197
Product: coiled-coil domain-containing protein 42 homolog
Exons: 9
Coding region: 155-1330 (391 amino acids)
Source: RefSeq, a predicted model, not a curated record